Molecule: messenger RNA, 1496 nt
Organism: Arabidopsis arenosa
Lineage: Eukaryota; Viridiplantae; Streptophyta; Magnoliopsida; Brassicales; Brassicaceae
Source: the annotation of a GenBank genome assembly
GUAUUAGGUUUUUAUUUGAAAUCGAAAACUCAACUCAAACUCAUAUACACUUAGGGUUCAUUCCUUCGGAGAAAAAUCUGCUUUCGACGGCGAUCUUGGUAUAACUACAGACAACUACGUUAUUGGGCAAGGUUUGUGGAAGGGAGUUAUGCCUCGAACAAAGAACGCAAAUGUAUCUUUAACGGAGACUCCGCCAGAAGCCAAUCUUGAAGGAGUGCCACCGCCGGCAGUGGUGGAAUCUGAAGCAACAGAUUCAAUCUCUAACGUGGUUGCAACGGACAUUCAGAGUAUCUUGACUCCAUCUCCUGCUGAGGAACAACUUUUGAAAAGCAUUAUGGAUGUUGAGCGUGGAUGGAAUGAUAAAGAUGAUGUAGUUGCUGAUGGUUGGCACAAGCGUCUAGUUGAUGAGGAAAGGAGUAUAUUUUUUGAAGAGAAAUUCAAUGAAGAUGUAGGCAACCGAACAUUUGAGGAAACUGUGAUUAUGCCUACAAGAAAAGGCCGUCGGGGAAAGAAAGGCAAAGAGAAAGUGACUGAGCCUCCGAAUGAUGCAAGUAGUGAUGGAUUGGCUGAGCUUGUGUACACGUUGAAGACAACGUUGGAGAAUGGAUUUAAGGAUAUGCAUGAGAAGAUGAUGGAUCUCAGUAAGAAGUAUGAAGACCAAGAUACAAGACUCAAAACUAUGGAAGCAACAAUCCAAUCAAUCCAAGUCAGAGUUAAAAGUGGUGGUGCUAAAGAGAAAGAGACGGAUCUAAAUCCAGAUUUGGUUGACUAUAGUGAUAAAGAGGAUGAGGUUGGAGCAAACCAAGUGAUGGCAGUUCAAGAUGAGAGUGGUAAGGAUGGACCAAAUUCUGAAGAGUUAACCAAGGAGAAUGAAGGUGGUGAAAAAGUGAUGGAGAAGGAGAUGGAAAAAGAAGGGGCUGAAGAUGAUGAGAUGGAGUCGGAGAUGGAAAAAGAGGAUGAUGUGGAUGGUGGUACUAAGGGGAGUGAGGUUGGAGAGAUAGAAAAGGAGAUUGAAAAAGAGGGUGAUGUGGAUGGUGGUACUAAGGGGAGUGAGGUUGGAGAGAUAGAAAAGGAGAUUGAAAAAGAGGGUGAUGUGGAUGAUGAGCCAAGUAACAAUGAGAACAUGCUUAAAAGGACUUACAAGAGAUGUGAAAAGAGAAAAAGAAUUAGCAAAAAUGAAGUGGAUCCAAAAGAACAAGGGAAAAAGGCGGAUGACAAUGUUGAUGAACCAAGGCAAGAGGACGCUAAGAAGGUGAAGUUGAUAAAGAAGAAUGCGAAGAAGGGGUCUACCACCGUUGUGUAUCGGAGUCCUAUUGUGACGAGGACUAAGAAGAAUUAAGUACCGUUGUGUAUUGGAGUCCACCACUGUUUUUGAAAACUCUUUAAGAUGUUUUGUUUUGUCAUGAACAUGAAUUUGGUUGUUGUUUUAUUUUGGUAUAACUCUGUCGGUUUUGAAAAACUAGGUACAAUUGUGUGAACAAAAUGGUUAUUGUUUU